Aspergillus steynii IBT 23096 is the source of this 2791-nucleotide messenger RNA. RefSeq names its product putative DNA mismatch repair protein. Lineage: Eukaryota; Fungi; Ascomycota; Eurotiomycetes; Eurotiales; Aspergillaceae. The transcript is spliced from 3 exons. Gene Ontology annotation, biological process: mismatch repair. The coding region runs from base 65 to 2659 and encodes 864 amino acids. Gene Ontology annotation, molecular function: mismatched DNA binding; ATP binding; ATP hydrolysis activity. The record is from RefSeq and is a predicted model, not a curated record. Gene Ontology annotation, cellular component: MutLalpha complex.
GUUCCUAUUAUCAAUCGAUAUCUUCAUUCAUGACACGUCAUCUGUAUGUGUGCCGCACUUGAAGAUGCCGAUCACGGCUCUUCCUAAGCCCACCGUUCAAGCCAUCGGCUCCACGUCUGUCAUCUCGGAUCCUUGUUCAAUUGUGAAAGAGCUAUUAGACAACGCGAUUGAUGCUUCUGCUGCAUCCGUUGGCGUUGAAAUAUCCCAGAAUACGCUCGAUCUCGUCCAAGUAAAAGACAACGGGCACGGUAUUCCCUCUGCCGACCAUGCCUUCGUAUGCAGACGCACCUUCACCAGCAAGAUCCAGACCCUUGAAGAUCUGAGGAGAGUCGGGGGGAAGAGUCUCGGCUUCAGAGGGCAGGCCCUUGCCAGUGCUUCAGAGAUAUCCGGCGGUGUGAAUAUUCUUACCAGGGUCGAAUCGGAGCUGGUUGGCAGUUCUAUGAAGUAUGGACGGAACGGAGAGCUGCUCAGUACUCAGCGGACAUCGCAUCCAGUGGGGACCACUGUCCGUAUAACGGAUCUGUUCAAGCAUAUCCCUGUCCGGAGGCAAACUGCCUUGAAGAAUAGCGCCAAGACUCUGACGAAGGUGAAGAAAAUGGUCCAGACUUAUGCCAUGUGUAAUCCGUCGAAAAGAUUUUCGUUCAAGGUCCUGAAGGCACGGACGGAGAACUUCAACUGGGUGUAUGCGCCACAGCAUGGAACGCUCAUUGAUGCGGCCCUCAAGAUCGCCGGGUAUGAUGUCGCGUCUAACUGCGUCGAAAGACAGUGGCCAUCUGAAGAGUCUGAUCGAGAGGGACCUGGAGAAGCUUAUACUCCUGGCUUCCGUUUGGUGUCGCUUCUGCCUAAUCCAGAAUGUGAUCUCACGAAGAUCAAUAACAGCGGCCAGUACCUGAGCAUAGACGGCAGACCUAUAUCAACAACUCGAGGGAUUGGCCAAGAUAUCGCCAAACUAUACAAAUCAUAUAUACGUACUGCCGCGUUCCGUCAAGAGACUUCUGCCACGACGACAGAUCCAUUUCUUUACCUGCAGAUUUGGUGCCCUGACGCUAGCUAUGAUGUCAACAUAGAACCAGCCAAAGACGAUGUAUUAUUUGAGAAUCCACACGAAGUAUUUGCGCUAGUGGAAGAUCUUCUACAUUUCACAUACGGAGAAAAGGAAUCUAACGAGAAACAAGCAACGAAAGGAAAGCAGCCCGCAAGAAACAAUGGUUCAUUCGAUCUACUUCUCGCUCGCAGGGAUAAUGAAUCUGUAUCUCGCGAAAAGAACGAUUUUAGACCGGCGAUCGCCACCGAUACUCACAGGCUUGUUCAACCCACGCCCAUAGCCCGCGAGUCUUCAGAUUCGGAGACAAAUUUUUCUACCAACAUCCAGACCCCUGGUGUGUCUAAGGAAGGUCUUAAUCCAUGGUCUCUGACCAGUUUCAAUGCUCCGACACAGCGAAGAAACGGUGUCAGUUCAAACGGAAACGGUCCACGCAUAACCAAGUAUAUCCCUGGUCGGGGGUUUCGCGAAUGGAGCCAAAGUUCCCGAGAAACAAACCGGAGGGGGUCCGCGACUUCAAUAUUACCCAGUCCAUCAGCUUCCAGUCCCGAAUCUUCGUGUCGUUCCGCAGUGGAGUCGCCGUCCCAGACAGGGAGUUUCCAUGUUCCUCGAAUCUCAGCAUCGCGAACACCAAAUCAGCCCGGAUUGCAGAAAGAGCGGAACGGAUCCGGGGAUAACACUGAGAUGCUGGAUAGAUGGAUUGGAAGAUCCACGGAAAGCUCGCCUUCCCAAACCACGGUGGGCGAGGCUCGAGUGCCGUCUUUGGCUCAGUUGGCUAGAAGGCGGUUUGAGCAAUCGCCUCUUAAUGAAAGAUCCACAAGCCCAGUUGUAUCAACUGCAGGCCCUUCUGGGAGGACGCGCGAUGGUUCCAUAUCAUCAGACGUCAGGUUGGGGGAUCGCGGGGCGACCGACUGGGAAGAGAUGCGCAAUCAACAAGAAAGGGAUGAAUCCCUUACUCCGGAGGGAUGGUCAACUGGGCUUCAGCAGCUUUCACAGUCUAACGGCAGCGCUCUAGAAGACGCCCUUGACUUUGAGAGACGCAAGAAAGAAGCUAUUCAGAAGCGACGCGAGCAAUUUAAAAACCAGCCAAAGAACACCAACUCCCCACACCUCAGCAGGUAUCUCGCUGCACGCGCUGCUUUGACGUCCCAACCGGAAGUUCCAGAUCCCUCUGAAGAUGCGGAUAAUAUCCGAUCAAAUAAUGGGGCAGAAACUCAGACGUUGCCACACUCAGCGAAACCUGCACUGGGUCCAUUUGAUCCCCGAGCGUACCUCAUGCGUCGCCGGAGUUCAAGCCUGCAGAGAGCAUCUGGCUCUAAAGUUCGCCGCAUCAACACCGCUAAAUUGCCGCUUGAAACAAUCCCAAAUGGGGAGGAAAUGCACGAUGUUGGUUUGAAACAGCCCAUCGACAUGGCGUGUUUAUCAGGAGAGUUCAAGAACUUGUUAACAACAGAUCUAUAUACCCAAUCUGGGUGUGAAUAUGAAGCGUUCAGUGGCUCUGAUUACCCAGAGCUUGAAGCUUGGACGCACCGGCUGCGCUCCUUGAUCACAAAGAGGUUUAAUGCCGAAGGGUCUGAUGUGCAGUUUGAUUUCACUUCAUUGACACCGAGUAUUUGAAUCUUGCAGUGUUCAGUAUGUUUAUGUUUGUAUAAUUAUUGUCUUCCAGCAGAUACGACUUCAAGCUUGAAUCACGUCUGAGCAUACUUUUCACACCAAUGUCAUGAUAAUGUUUCAAUGAUCUAAAACGAC